AUGUCUUUAGAUUGCCAUUCUUUUCGUGUUAUUUAUGAGAAUGAAGAUUUAGUUGUUGUUAAUAAACCCCAUGAUGUCCCAAUGGAUGGAGAUGAACACCCCGUAACAGUGGAGAGAUGGGCAUUAUCACACCGGGCGAAUACUAGUAGUGAUAAUAAUAAUAAUAAUAAUAAUAAUAAAAACAAUGGGAAUCUCUCUUCAAAGGAGAGUGGAGCACCAACGGAUGGGAAGAAAAAAGUAAAGUUCGUUCAUCAAUUAGACUACGCCACAAGUGGAGUGUUGUGUGUAGCCUUCUCAAGAGAAAUGGCCGCACGUCUCUCUCAUUGUUUUGAAAUGCGAACAACACAAAAGGCAUACUUGGCUAUCCUGCGAGGCAUAAUACCACCACUGAGUAAAGAGAAUUGUAAUAGUGAAAAGAACAGUAUUUCUGCUGGUGUACAGAUGCAUAGGGAAUUACCGUAUUCGAAUGCUGUUCGUGUAGUGAGAGUUGAUGAAUUACCUAACGCUGACUUUAUUCGUAGAUGUGUAAAUGAUGCAAAUGAUAACAAUAACAAAGAGAAGAAGAAGAAGGAUAUUCAUAAUACUCAUAGUAGUGAAAAGAACCGCAAUGAUGAUAUUUCAUUAUCAUCAUCUUCUUCUUUUCAUCUUCUUGCGAUAGAUCUCCCUGUGGGAUAUGAUGAUAGUGAUCCUGGUGGAUUUCGUAUGGCGGUGAAUGGCCGAGAUGCACGUGAGAGUUUAACAUAUAUGUAUAUUCUCCAGCGAGGAUAUAUACAGCAUCCAACAGAGAAGUGUACAGUUGUGCCGGUCACUAAAGUUAUUCUCAUCCCACGAACCGGACGUCGACAUCAACUCCGUGUACAUUGUCAUGCUCUUGGAUUUCCUAUUCUUGGCGAUGUGACUUACGAUGCGGUUUCAUCACCCCAAAUUGUAGAGAUGAUAAGAACAACAACAACAACAAAAGAAAAAGAAAAAGAAAAAGAAGAAGAAGUAAUAGAAGGAGGAAAUGCAGCAGUAGUGAGAGAAUAUGGUAGUGAAAUUAUGGAGAGUAAUGUAGGAAUAAAUGCGAAUACUUGGGAACGAAUGAUGUUGCAUGCAUGGCGUCUUUCAUUUCCUGUAAGUGUGGAAUUACUGCGGUGUGGAAUAGAGCGAUAUAUGCAGAAAAGAAAGCGACGGCGUGUGAGAUUGGGUUUAGAGGCAGCGGAAGAUAAAGAAGGACCUGCAGAGUGGACACACUUUAAGACAGAGGAUCCUUUCAAAGACUACAUUUCUGAAUCACCAUGA
This is a messenger RNA of Trypanosoma theileri, 1281 nucleotides long. RefSeq names its product pseudouridylate synthase. Gene Ontology annotation, molecular function: RNA binding; pseudouridine synthase activity. Lineage: Eukaryota; Euglenozoa; Kinetoplastea; Trypanosomatida; Trypanosomatidae. Gene Ontology annotation, biological process: pseudouridine synthesis. Bases 1 to 1281 code for a protein of 426 amino acids. The record is from RefSeq and is a predicted model, not a curated record. The transcript has a single exon.